CCAAAAAUAAAACUUUUACCCAUUUGUAUUGUUUCAGGUCUGCCCGUCAACAUUAUGGAGAUACUGCUGUGGGCUGUGUUCAGCUCAAACGUAUCAGUACAUGAUACUUAAAAGCCAAGGUCACCCCAGAGCACAAAAUAAAGGCGAAAAAAACUAUAAUGUAUCGUGUGUAAUCGAUGAAUUGGAAAAAAAAGUUGUUGAACAAAUGGACGAAGAUCUGCUUAAACAAAUCGAAGUUGAAACUAGGAACCAGUCUAGAUGUAGCCUAUGGUCUGAAAUGAGAUACGCACGGAUAACAGCAUCAAAAGCAUAUGAAGCAGCACACUGUGCUACCUUGGAUGAAACACUAGUUGAAAAUAUAUUGGGUGCCAAACGGAAGCCAUGAAAAGGGGCCUUGAAUUAGAAGAAGCUGUCUUCAAGGUACUUUCCAG
Acanthoscelides obtectus is the source of this 431-nucleotide messenger RNA. Lineage: Eukaryota; Metazoa; Arthropoda; Insecta; Coleoptera; Chrysomelidae. The record is from the annotation of a GenBank genome assembly.